AUGUCUCGCAUUACAGUUUCUCUCUGUCUAGCUCUGAUACAGCUUGCCUCUUCAAAGGUGCUGUCUCCCAGAUGGAACAAUUCUGCUCAAUCUAUCCUAGAUGAAGCUUUAGUUGCUCUAGGGGGAGAAGAUGUCAUCUCAGCACUUGAUGGAGUUACUUAUUACUCUCCCACUGUUUACCGCUCCCGAAGUCUCAUGCAAAGUUAUAAUUUGUACCAUGCCGACACCCCGGUCGCUGUCUCUGGCUCUCAGAAUAUAUCAUUUAGUUUUGACUCUGACGAGCUAACCCAACGAAUUGACCGCAAAUUCCACCCCUCUGAGUACUGGUCCUGGGCAACUCCAAGUAACGAUGAUUUUGAUCAUUCACUUGUUGUUCAUGGUGGCGAGAAUGGGUUUGCAUGCUACACUCGCGGAAAUAACCAAGUGUGGCUUCCAACAAACCUUGCAUCGGGAUACACUGACGCUGCACUUGCCGAGUAUUUCGUGUUGCAUGGAAAAAUGCUUUCCCCUAAACUCCUCCUUGAAGUCAAAAUGCACAAGAAUGCAAAAUCUGUCGAGGUCGAAAUUAACGGGAUAGUCAUGCCCGCUGUUUAUGACCCUGUCUUCGACAUCACCAUCAUCUUCGACAGUUCCAGUCAUCUUCCUCACAUCGUCCGAGCAGAGGAGAAUCACAUGAUAUAUGGACCUUCAACCAAUGACUUAUAUCUUUCCAGCUACAAAGCUGUCGAAGGCAUCAAAUUUCCCCAUAUCGUCCAGACCGUGUACAACUCCAGCACCCAGAAGCUCGAUGCUGUGAUUGAGGAUUACAUCAUAGAGCAAAUCACUGUCAACCCUGGAUUCUCAAAUGAUUAUUUCAGUGGCCUGCCUGAAGGUGAGGGCUUCUUUCCUAAAAGUGCGCCGAGGAAAAUUGAGGGCUUCUCGCAUGAUCGCAUCACCGAGUUCAGCUCUAACGGUCUUUGGUCCGGACUUACCAAUUCUACUGUCGACGGGAUCAAACACGGCCAACCGGCUCCAGGUCUCCCCAAUGCCCAUUGGCUCACGCUCGACGAUGACACUCUUGGUGUCAAGCAGUUUAUUAUUGAAUUCGAGGAUCAUGUCAUUGUUGGGGAUGCUCCACCCCAGUGGACGAAGGAGGUGAUUCUCUGGAUCGAGAAGAAUAUCCAAAAGCCCGUCAAAUAUCUCUGGCCAACCCAUCACCAUCGAGACCACAGCGGCGGCGCCAGCCAGUACGUCAAGCUCGGCGCCAAACUAAUCGUGCCCGAAAUUGCCGCCAAAUACUGGGCCAGUAUUCCCAACGCAGAGCUAAUCCUUUUCAACGAGACUCAUCCUUACAUUCAUGGCGACAACAAGUACCAAGCCUGGUUCCUGUGGGAAAAGGAGGCCACGCACGCCAUUGACUUUUCCUACGCCUUUAUCACCGAGAAAUGCCCCACGAAGAAAUCUGAUGUUGCCGUAAUUGAGGCUGACGUUUGGCAUCCAGGCAUGCCUGAUGCUCAAAAUGAUCGCCAACUGAUGCGAGAGUGGCUCAAUCAGGUCGAUAAAGAUGGGGUGCCAGACAAGGCUUAUGUGCUUCCUACUCACGGUCAGGUUAGGCAUCUCAAGGAAUUGACUGAGCAUGCCGACUACGUGUAUCCCUCCAAGGCUGUGAAGGACUGGAUGGGUGGCGGAGCUGUGUGCUCCAAAGCCUAG
Molecule: messenger RNA, 1689 nt
Organism: Clonostachys byssicola
Lineage: Eukaryota; Fungi; Ascomycota; Sordariomycetes; Hypocreales; Bionectriaceae
Source: the annotation of a GenBank genome assembly